Messenger RNA from Leptopilina boulardi, 3021 nucleotides. Its product is annotated as ATP-dependent RNA helicase vasa. The record is from RefSeq and is a predicted model, not a curated record. Bases 208 to 2544 code for a protein of 778 amino acids. NCBI's taxonomy places the organism in Eukaryota, Metazoa, Arthropoda, Insecta, Hymenoptera, Figitidae. Gene Ontology annotation, molecular function: RNA binding; ATP binding; RNA helicase activity. Gene Ontology annotation, biological process: cell differentiation; gamete generation. The transcript is spliced from 9 exons. Gene Ontology annotation, cellular component: nucleus; P granule.
AUUUGUGCCUACUUUCUCUACAUAUCGCACUUUGCAUCGAAAGAGGCCGGUUCUCUUUGGAACAUUGCAACUUUUUGAUUUCAAAGUUUUAAAAUUUAUUAGAAAGUCUAGUUUUAAAUUAACGAUUAUUAGUGCAUCGCAUUAAGGUGUUUUCUGGUCCAUCACUUUGUUUUGCUGCGUAAAAGUGAGCUUUUAAAGCAAGUAAAAAUGGGUAGCAGGGGUCGUGGAUUCAGCUUCAAUAAGAAUAAUGAUGAUGACGGAUUUCAACCUACCAAAAGCUUUGGAGGUGAUGAUGAUGGUUUCAAACCAACUAAAAGCUAUGGAGGCGAUGAUGAUGGUUUCAAACCAACUAAAAGCUUUGGAGGUGAUGAUGAUGGUUUCAAACCAACUAAAAGCUAUAAUAAUAAUAACAAUGACGAUGAUGGAUUUAAACCCUCGUACAAUCGUGACGAUAAUGGUGAUGGAAGAAGAGGCGGACGUGGUGGACGAGGAGGAGGACGCGGUGGCGGUGGUUUUAGAAGAAAUGAUGGAGAUGACGAUGGAGGUUUCAAACCGAGAGAUAAUUUCGAUGGCGAACGUCGCGGUAGAGGUGGCCGUGGAGGCGGCGGUGGAUUUAGAAGAAAUGAUGAUGAUAGAAAUGGAGAUGACAACAAUGAUGACGAUGGAGGUUUUAGGCCAAGAGAUAAUUUUGAUAGCGAUCGUCGCGGUAGAGGUGGACGUGGAGGCCGCGGAGGCGGUGGAUUUAGAAGAAACGACGAUGACAGAAAUGGAGAUGACAACAACGAUGAUGGAGGUUUUAGACCAAGCAAUAACUAUGACGGUGAACGUCGAGGUAGAGGUGGACGAGGAGGUGGUCGAGGAGGCGGCGGUUUUAGAAGAAACGAUGAUGACAGCGAUAGCGGAUUCAGGUCGUUUGACAGGAAUAAUCGAGACAGUGAUGAUUUUGGCUCAACUAAUUUUGAUGAUGAUGAUGGCGGCAGAGGAAGAGGUCGCGGACGUGGUGGAAGAGGAGGUGGUGGACGUGGACGUGGUGGCGGUAGAGAUGGUGAAGAUGGUGGUAGACGUAAUUUCGACGAUGAUGGCGGUGAUGGUGAGAAAAAGGAAUUUAUCAAUAAGGAAAUUUACACUCCACCAGAACCAGAGCAGGAUGAGGAAAAAAUAUUUGCCAAUGGAAUUGGUGCGGGUGAAAAUUUUCAAAAAUACAUUAAAGAUAUUACAGUAAAAACAUCUGAACAUGUACCGCCACCAAUUGAAAGAUUUGAAGAAGCCAAUCUUCGUACACAUUUAAUGGAGAAUAUUAAAAAAAGUAAAUAUGAAUCACCAUCGCCAAUUCAAAAAUACGGAAUUCCUGCAAUAAUGAAGGGUCUUGAUAUUAUGGCAUGUGCACAAACUGGUUCUGGUAAAACGGCAGCAUUUGUAUUGCCAAUUAUUCAUAAAUUAUUGUCAGAACCAAAAGAUUUGAUAUCCGGCGAACAUUGUGAACCACAGUGUAUUGUAAUGGCACCAACGCGUGAAUUAGUCAUGCAAAUAACGGAUGAAUUUCGAAAAUUUGCCAAUGGAACAAUAUUGAAAAUUGAAUCUGUCUAUGGAGGAACUUCAGUGGGAUUUCAAGCAAAAAGAUUAAGAAAUGGAUGUCAUAUUGUUGUUGCAACUGAUGGAAGAUUAAAUGACUAUAUCAAAAAGGAAGUCAUUCUUCUUAGUUCAAUUCGAUUUAUUGUUUUAGAUGAAGCUGAUAGAAUGCUUGACAUGGGAUUUUUACCUGGUAUUGAAUCGGUAAUGGAUCAUGAAACAAUGACAUCAAAAGAAGAACGACAAGUAAUGAUGUUUUCGGCGACAUUUCCCGAUGAAAUACAAAAGCUUGCUGGUCGCUUUUUAAAGGAAAAUUAUGGUUUCAUUGCCGUUGGUAUUAUUGGCGGUGCCAAUACGGAUGUUGAACAAAAUUUUUAUGAAGUCGACAGUAAAAAUAAGAAGCCAAAAUUAUUUGAAAUUCUUGAACGCGAAAGGGAGAAUAAUACAUUAACGGGAACAAUUAUUUUUGUUGAGACAAAAAAGACUGCCGAUUUUAUUGGUGCACUUUUAUCGGAGAGUAAAUUUUCAACAACCACAAUGCAUGGCGAUAGAACAGAACCACAACGUGUUCAAGCACUUAAUGAUUUUAAAUAUCGAAAUAUGGAUGUUUUAGUUGCUACAAAUGUUGCUGCACGUGGAUUAGAUAUCAAGGGUGUUAAUCAUGUUAUUCAAUAUGAAAUUAGUAAGGAAAUUGACUGUCACGUUCAUCGAAUUGGAAGAACGGGACGUGUUGGAAAUAAGGGACGAGCAACGACAUUUUAUAAUCCAGAGAAGGACAGCGCUGUUGCUUCAGAACUUGUGAGAAUUUUGAAACAAGCUGGACAACCAGUUCCUGAUUUUCUCGAAGGAGGAGGAAGCGGCGGUGGUGACUAUCAACCGGCAAAUAAAUAUGGAGCUCGAGAUUUCCGUAGUAAGGGAGGAAAUAAUGGAUCAGAAUUUAAUUCUGCACCUGCUGAACCAGAGGAUGAUUGGUAAAUAAAUGUGUGAUUCCUUUCACUAAAUAUUAAGAAAUUUUGUGAAUACCAGUAUUGCGUUUGUUUAAAGCUUUUUUAUAUAAAAAAAAAUAAUAAUUUUUUAAUUUUCUCUCUUUAAGUAAUCUCACAAACUUUAAUAAUACACACACACAUACACACAAUUUAUUUGCUAGUUUAAAAACUUUGAACAAAAAUAAGUUUAAAAUUAUUAUAGAUAUUUAGAGAUUUAUUAUUAAAAUCUUAAAAGAUAAUUUGUUACCAGUUGUUAUUAGAAAAACAAAUCUAAGAGUAAAACAACACUUAGAUAUUUUAGUUUAUUAUAUAUAUAUAGUUUUUUUUUACGUAAUAGUAAUAAAUUGAAAUUAUAUUUUUUCACGAUAAAAAAAAAAAGAGAGAUGAAACAAAAUGUGUUAUCUACGAAAUAGUAUUAAGUCUUUUUUUUACCAAGUUUCUUUUUGUAAUAAAAGCAGAACUGAAA